AUGCGAGGGAAAUGUCAUUGUGGGGACAGCUACGGGCGUUACGGACCGAAGACUCCGAACCGGACAGCUGGUCUUACCGGCUGCGACUGCAAUGGCCCCUAUUACGCAUAUCAGGCCAACUGUGUUUGGGAACAGAGUGGCGGUCGUUUUGGCGAUGAGACCAUGCUGCCGCUGCGCAUUCGCUCGGUGACCGCAAACAGCGCACAGAUGCUGGCUUCUGUCGAAGAAGAUGCACGCGUUCGUUGCAAUGUCUCUUCAACCGAUGCGACCAGUGCUCCCACUACCUCCGCAGUAUGUACCAACCAGGGCUGCGCACUUUCAAUGGGAAAUCUUCAGCCAUCAACCACGUACACGUUGUCCUGCGAAGCAGAGGCCGAUGACGAGCAUCGAAGCCCGAGAGUCGCAGUGCUCUUGGUCCGGACAUUGGAUCCUGAGCUGCCACCAAUUACAAUGACCCCAACGAGGGCACCAUUGGACCUCAGCGAGCCAUUCUAUGUGUUGUCAACCACAGCUGCGCCAGUGAUUCGAGUUCAACAUGGCUUGACACCCUGGGACUGGCUUUGGAUUCCGUCGACUCUCAUCGGAUGCCUGACCUUAGGGCUGUCGAUUCAUUGCUGUGCACGGGGAAGGCCACAGACUGUGCUUCAGAAUUUGGAGCUUCCCCACACCUUUUGGCUUGUUUGGGAGCUCCUAAUUGUGGCGGAUGUAUCUCUAGGAGUUGCUUUUCUACUAGAUCUGCUUCACGCGCGCUUUGCCCGGGAAGCGCCAUACUGGGAUGAGCUCAGUGUGAUACAAGCAGCUAUCCUGUUGUUUGCAGCAUCACUCCAUGGUGCAGCAUUUCUUUUCUUUGGCGUGCUUCCUGCUGCCGGCCGAUGUUUGGCUUACGAAGUUCUGAAAAGGCGAGAUGGUCAUAGCUGGACUUUGCUUCGAUACAAGAAUGUUCAGCAUCGAAUUGGCACGAGGAGGCCGCAACAAACAGCACUACCUCCAGAACUCGACUCAGAGUUGAGCCCUUCUGCCCUCCACUACCUUCCUGGUGCUUCGCUGCUCGCUGUGUGCAGAGCCAGCGAAGAGGACCUUGACCAGGUCCUGCCGUACAAAAUUGGUAUCAACGCAUUUCAUUUUGUUGGAAGCCUAUUUCAGUUUCUAUGUGCUGCAUAUUAUACGUCUCACCCUUGGGACCUGCCUGCCUCCAUAGGAGUCAGCGUGGCCUGUAUGUGCAUAUUUCUGCUUUUGGCGAUCUUCGUCGCCUUGGUGCUCUUGCGAGCCCAGCAAGUUCGUAGUUCGGGGCUCUUGCCGUUGCCACAUCGCUUGGGGGCGAUCUCAGCCGAUGACGCACCGGCACCACCCAGAGUAGGUCUCAAAGGCGCAUCAAAGUCAGCGCAGGCUCCAAGAUCCUUGGGCAAAGCUCAAAGUCAGCGCAGGACUUGA
Durusdinium trenchii is the source of this 1431-nucleotide messenger RNA. NCBI's taxonomy places the organism in Eukaryota, Dinophyceae, Suessiales, Symbiodiniaceae. The record is from the annotation of a GenBank genome assembly.